This is a messenger RNA of Xyrauchen texanus (razorback sucker), 1182 nucleotides long. It is a transcript of the gene cbln20, whose product is annotated as cerebellin 20. Lineage: Eukaryota; Metazoa; Chordata; Actinopteri; Cypriniformes; Catostomidae. Gene Ontology annotation, molecular function: protein binding. Bases 27 to 704 code for a protein of 225 amino acids. The transcript is spliced from 4 exons. The record is from RefSeq and is a predicted model, not a curated record.
ACUGCAAUCAACAGACAUCCGAGGGAAUGAGGGCUCUUGUGAUUUUCACCCUCCUGGUAUGUGCGCUUGCACAGGAGAAGACCUUUUCUUGGAAUGGUCCAGGAGAAGCCUAUGAAACUGAUCCUAAUGCGGAUGCUUGUUUGAUGGACACAGCGUCGUGUGGAUGUUGCCUGAUGCAGAACCAAAUUUGGAAAUUGGAGAUGUUCUUUAACUUGAGCUUAAAUGAGCUACAGACAGGCCUGGAGAGAGCUCAGUCAGUGUUAAAUAAUAUUCGCGCCAGCCGCAGUGCAUUCUCUGUGGCACUCACCGACACACGCCUCUGUGUGGGCCCAAAUCGAGAAGACUCCGUGGUGAAGUAUGCAAGUGUUUUAAUUAACUUGGGAGAUGGGUACAACACCAGCACUGGUGUAUUUGUAGUUCCACGUUCUGGUGUCUACAACCUGGCACUGACAGUGUAUAGUGAUGCCGGUACACCCGGAGCACGCAUCGCUGCCUGUGCCCGACUGCGGCUGAACGGACGCACACUCACAGCACCGAGCGAAAAUAACCUCCAGGAUCAGGAGGACAGUGUCAGUGCCGUGCUAGCAGUCCAGCUGCAUGCAGGAGAUUAUGUGGAUGUUGUUCUGCCUGCUGGCUGCUUCCUGUGUGAUGACAAAAACCACUACAAUACGUUUACAGGCUUCCUGCUCUAUGCAACUGAUUAGUACAUACUAAUGCUGAGUUUGAAAUGUACUACUACUACCCUGCUAAAAAAAGAAAAAAAGAAAAAUGCUCAAGCAAGCAUAAGGUGGUUAGCUAGGCUACCUGCCUGGACAGGCUGGUCUUGUUCAGUGGGUUUAGAGGGGUUUGGGAACUUAUGGUCAGGAUGGGAGAUCAUCUGGCUGAUAUUUGCUAGACCAGCUUAAACCAGCAAACUAAGUCCUGCAAACCACCUUAUGCAGAUUUAAGUAGGUCUUUUCAGCAGGGUGCACAAUAUACUAUAUGCAGCAUUUUUUCUUUUUUUUUUUUUUUAUAUAAUUCUAAUGUACAACAAUAAAAAGGUAAAGCUGUAGUAUGCUACUUUGUUGUCACAUGACCUUGCUAUAUUGCAGGCUUUGCUCGAUUAAGUGUUUAUCUAGGAAAUUAAUUCAUUACUCUUGCAUUUUCGAGCCUAUUUAAUAAAAUACGUCUUUGUGGCUUCCU